AUGCAGAGUCUUCGAUCCGUUAUGACGCAGGCAACGUGCGGAGGGAGAUGGGUUGCGUCUCGCCGUAAUUUCUCUUCCUCAUCCGUUACCAAAGAGACGAAUGGAGCAGUUCGCGGGAAUAGAGAAAUGGAGAUUCGUAAAAAGUGGAAUUUAUAUCGUGCAGUUUACCGAGUGUCUUGGGGAUUUGUAGUAAGUUACAUUCUCCUUGGUAAGGAGGUAGAGGAAAGGAUCGAGAGGAUUAAGAAGCGCACAGAAGAGUAUAAGAGGGAGGUGGAAACUCUUCAGGGUUCAUCGACAGCAGCAGAUAUGUAA
Messenger RNA from Microthlaspi erraticum, 312 nucleotides. Lineage: Eukaryota; Viridiplantae; Streptophyta; Magnoliopsida; Brassicales; Brassicaceae. The record is from the annotation of a GenBank genome assembly.